Molecule: messenger RNA, 3800 nt
Organism: Annulohypoxylon maeteangense
Lineage: Eukaryota; Fungi; Ascomycota; Sordariomycetes; Xylariales; Hypoxylaceae
Product: Six-hairpin glycosidase
Exons: 8
Coding region: 482-3559 (1025 amino acids)
Biological process (GO): protein N-linked glycosylation; oligosaccharide metabolic process
Cellular component (GO): endoplasmic reticulum membrane
Molecular function (GO): Glc3Man9GlcNAc2 oligosaccharide glucosidase activity
Source: RefSeq, a predicted model, not a curated record
CAUACAUUCGCCGUGGCUAGAACGAUUGAACCCAAACACUGAACCCGGCUAGCUCGCUACAUUCUAUACAUCCUGUGCAUCCUGUAAACUCCGUCCGUCCUAUCCCGUACAUCCUAUCCCAUACAUUUCAUACACAUCCCACAUAGCUACCGACGACUAACGGACUACAAACCCAACGGCUUACCUGAAUGAGAUAGUCGUGGUCAAGCUCUACUCGCGUACCUGAUUUGAUUUGAUCUGAUCUGCAGCUCCAGCGCUUGUCGUGUCUUGCGUUAUCACAUCUUUCCUCUUUUCUUUAAUAGAAUCUAUACAGGUGUUUCUUCUUCUUCUUAUCUUGUGCAGUCGAAACUUAUUUCCGACUUAUAUUUUCCCAUAGUUAUCCUAAAGUUGGAACUCAUUGUCUUACCUUACUAGCUUACGCACGUGCCAGGCGUUACCCCGACUAAUGAGCUUGCACUAAGUACCUGAGCAAUCUUCAAACAUGGUUGUAGUCGACAACUACGAAUACCUCACCGAGGAAGAGAAGCGUCUCAAGGAGGAUGGAAAUCGGAUCAAAUACUGGAAGAAAUGGGGGCCCUAUGUUGCUGAACGACAAUGGGCCACAGUGCGAGAGGACUACAGUGCAGAUGGUGAUGCUUGGAGCCAUUUCACUCACGACCACGCACGAUCUCGAGCUUUUCGCUGGGGUGAAGAUGGUAUAGCUGGAGUGUCAGAUACUCACGGGUUGCAGAACAUUGCCUUUGCUUUCUGGAACGAGCAAGACCCCUUCCUCAAAGAACGACUUUUUGGUCUAGCAAACCCCCAAGGCAAUCAUGGUGAGAGUAUCAAAGAGGCUCAUUUCCACCUUGAUAAUACACCUCAUUCCUAUAUGAAAUACCUCUAUAAGUACCCGCAAAGAGCAUUUCCAUACCAAGAUCUCUUAGAUACGAACGCCAAAAGAACCAAAACCGAUAAGGAGUAUCAGCUCAUCGACACUGGCAUAUUUGAUGAGGAUAGAUACUGGGAUAUCAUCAUCGAGACUGCGAAGGAGGCAGAUGAUCCUGAUGAGAUUCUCUUCCGGGUUACAGCAUGGAACCGAGGACCGGAGCCUGCUCCUCUUCAUAUCAUCCCUCAUGUCUGGUUUCGAAACACUUGGGCCUGGGGAAGGGAAACCGAAGAUAAGAAACCGUCUAUCUCAGGGUAUUCCGAGAACAUGGCCAGGUCGAAGCAUUGGAAGCUAGGUAAUCGAUACUUAUUAUUAUCACCCUCGCCAGGUGUCGGGGUCAGUGGAGAUGAUGUGCAGCCCGAUAUCAUUUACACUGACAAUGACACCAAUUAUGAGCUUCUAUACGGAGGAGAGAACAAGGUUCCGUAUGUCAAGGACGCAUUCCAUAACUACAUUGUCGAUGGCAAGAAGGAAGCUGUGAACCCAGCUAGGACAGGCACAAAGUGCGCUGCAUGGUUCCAGUUCAACGAAUCAGGGGGUGUUGCUCCUGGUGAAUGCGCUGUCGUCCGUUUCCGAUUUUCAAGAAAGAAUGAGACCUACCUAGACGAAGAAAUCUUUGAUGACAUUGUUGAAAAAAGACGAGAGGAAGCAGAUGAAUUCUACUACAGGAUAAGUCCAUUGCCGAUGUCCGAAGAUCUUCGCAAUAUCCAACGCCAGGCCUUUUCGGGUAUGAUGUGGUGCAAGCAAUACUACCAGUUCAUAUGGGACCAGUGGGCCAACGGUGACCCUGCUCAACCACCGCCGCCACCUGAGAGGAAGGAAAUUAGAAACUCUGAAUGGAGGCACCUAUACAUCGAUGACAUCUUAUCUAUGCCGGAUUCAUGGGAGUAUCCCUUCUUCGCGGCCUGGGAUUCCGCAUUCCACUGCAUACCGCUUGCUAUGAUUGAUCCGGAAUUUGCGAAGAAGCAGAUUGAUCUGUUCACUAGGGAAUGGUAUUGCCAUCCGAAUGGCCAGCUCCCUGCAUACGAAUGGAACUUUGGCGAUGUGAACCCUCCCGUCCAUGCCUGGGCUACUUUCCGGGUCUUCAAGAUCGAGCGAAAGCUAUAUGGAAGACAAGACCUUGACUUUCUAGAGAGAGUGUUUCAAAAGUUGCUAUUGAACUUCACCUGGUGGGUCAACCGAAAGGACAAGGACGGCAAAAACGUCUUCGAAGGGGGUUUCCUCGGACUUGACAACAUCGGCCUCUUCAAUCGCUCCGAGCCCUUACCAACAGGGGGGGUUCUUGAACAAGCUGACAGCACAGGAUGGAUGGCGUUCUAUUGCUUAUGCAUGUUAAAUAUUGCUCUCGAGCUAGCCAAGCAUCGACGAAUUUACGAGGAUAUCGCCUCGAAGUUCUUUGAACAUUUCAUAUUCAUCAGCGAUGCUAUGACUUUCAAACAUGGAGAUAAGGACGAAAAAUCCCUAUGGAACGACGAAGAUGGUUUCUAUUAUGAUGCAAUUUCCUGGGGUGGGCCGUACAUUCAACAACUACCUGUCCGGUCUUUGGUCGGAUUGAUUCCUUUGUAUGCAACACUUACUUUAGAGCCAGAGCUGAUCAACAAGCUACCAUCCUUCAAAAAGCGUGUCGACUGGUUCAUGGAGAACCAUUGCGAUUUGGCGGAAAGGAAUAUGGCAAGUAUUCGGAAGAGGGGUAAGGGUAACCGCAUUCUCCUUUCGAUGGUAAGCAAAGAUAGGUUGGAGAAGAUCUUGAAGCGUAUGCUCGACGAAGAUGAAUUUUUCAGCGAGCAUGGCAUUCGAUCACUUUCAAAAUUUCAUGAAGAAAAUCCAUACUCCAUGGACGUGAAUGGCCAAAAGUUCACAGUAGGAUACGUGCCAGGAGAUUCAGACAGCGGUUUAUUUGGCGGCAAUAGCAACUGGAGAGGCCCCAUUUGGCUCUGUGUGAACUUCCUUCUGGUGGAAUCCUUACAGCGGUUCUACCUAUUCUACGGACCUAAUUUCCAAGUAGAAUGCCCUACAGGAUCUGGGGAAUUCAUGCAUCUCGGACACGUCUCUGAAGAGAUCCAGCACCGCUUACAACACUUGUUCGCCCGGGGCGAUGACGGACGUCGGAGUAUCAACGCUGGGAAUGAUACGCUGGACUUUGACCCGAACUGGAAAGACUACAUGUGGUUCCACGAAUUCUUCGACGGCGACACAGGUCGUGGUUUAGGAGCAACACACCAGUGUGGCUGGACCGGGUUGAUUGCUCGCAUGAUCCACGAUACGGGCAUCAGCUGCCGCCUUCCGCAGACGCCGCGUACACCAACAGUAGGCAUGGCGCACUACUUCGACGACGUCUUCCACCGGCAUGCUGGGACCUCGACGAACGGCUCAUCUAGGCCGCACAAAGGCCACAUGCGCCGGUCCUCGACGGCACGGUCGAUCAGUGCCAGGAGUGACUUCGAUGCUUCGGUCAAUGGCGAGGAGUUUGACGUCCGCAGCGAGGCGCCCGACGACCCGGAACGGCAGGCGCUGAGACGGGAGGCCGAUGAGCAUCUGAAGAAUUACGUCUCGGAGCAGCUCCAGAGAGUCAAGGACCACGACGACGAGUUUGGCAGGUACGCCGAUGUGGAGGAGUAUGAGACGCAUGUCUGAGGAGGGUUGCGUUAGGGGCCUAAUUUGUGGGGUCUGGGACUUGGGAGCUUGGGAGAGGAGAGGAAAAGGGGGUUGGGAACGGGUGGGGAGAUGCCUAACUUGCUCGCUUGGAUGGAUGGCCUAAAGGAUACGCAGGCGGAUAUACAUUGGUAGGCUGCAUACAGAUACAAAUACAAGAUACAAGAUAUACGGUAGAUGGAAUACGAGAUUACGAAUUUAAUGAGAUUAUACGUGUAUGAAG